CCCGAGAUGGAGGCAGCCUCGCAGGCGGACGGGGUGACGGUGGUGCUCGAACGCGGUUCCCACGCAGCCCCGGCGCCCGAAUGCCCGCAUGGUCCUACUCUUUUGUUUGCAAGGAUUCUUCCAGGGAAAGGAAAAGGGAGAAGAUUUUACGCUUGUUCGGCGUGUAGAGAAAGGAGAGAGUGCCAUUUUUUUCAGUGGGAAGAUGAAAAGAUAUCAGAAGCUCGUCUUUCAGCACGGGAAAAAUACAACCGGAGUCAUCGGCCCUCUAAAACUCAUUCCGACAAUGUAAAAAGGUACAAGGAAUUCAUCGCUCUACCACCAUCGAAAAGGAAGUUUUGCCAAGAAUGCCAACAGCUCCUGUUGAUAUCUGAAUGGGAAGGACACUCUGGCCAUCCAAUACUCUCUGAUAUCUCGGCGGCCCAGCUGAGAAGACCUACCCAACUCCUCAGUGCUCUGGAGAACAAGAAGACGAAUGCGCAGUAUCUCUUCACCGAUAGAAGUUGCCACUUCCUGUUGGAUCUUCUCGUGGCGCAAGGUUUCCGACGGGUGCUUUGUGUGGGCACUCCAAGGCUUCAUGAACUGAUCCAGUUGGAAGCUUCCUCCCAUGAGAAGAUCUCCAUGAAGAGUCUUUUGCUCGAUAUUGAUUUCCGGUAUUCGCAGUUCUAUCCCGAGGAGGACUUUUGUCACUAUAACAUGUUCAACCAUUAUUUCUUUGCUGGAGAGGCUGCUUCCCGUGUGUGUGAGGAAUUCCUGCAGGAAGACCGUGGGAGGCACGUGGUCAUGGUGGCCGAUCCCCCCUUUGGAGGCUUGGUGGAGGCCUUGGCUUCUAGUUUCCAAAAACUGAGGGCAAUGUGGAGCUCAGCAGGAGGCACAGGUUCUUCUACCAGCAAAGAGCUACCUAUCCUUUGGAUAUUUCCGUAUUUUUUUGAGCCACGCAUUCUUGAAUUUUUUCCAAGUUUCACAAUGUUGGAUUAUCAGGUUGAUUAUGACAAUCACGCGCUAUAUAAGCACGGGAAAAGAGGCCGCAAACAAUCCCCGGUUCGUAUUUUUACUAACCUCUCACCAGGUUCGAUUGUUCUUCCCGCAGAAGAAGGAUACAGGUUUUGCCCUGUCUGUCAGAGAUACGUCAGCGCCGAGAAUCGGCAUUGUGACAUCUGCAAUUCCUGUACUUCAAAAGAUGGCAGAUGUUGGACUCAUUGUAACCUUUGCAAAAAAUGUGUAAAACCCUCCUGGGUUCACUGUAGCAUCUGCGGUCGCUGCGCUCUUCCCACUCACCCUUGCGAAGAAGCUCAUGCCGGGUGCUUUAUUUGCGGUGAAGACGAUCACAAACGCACCACGUGUCCAAAUCGGCAACGGAUCGGCAGAAUUGACCAAGAUAGCAAAAAGGCCAAGAAAAAGAAGAAAUUGAAGAGGAUUGUUCUGGAGACAACAUGUUGGAAAAAGGCAAAAGCUGCAAGAAAAAGAAAAAAGAAGAUAUAGAAUAAAACAUUUCAGUGCUUAUUCCUUUGUUUAUUAUUGUCUUGUUAUUAAUCUGACUAUUAAAAAGAUGUCACUGGAUUAACAGAAAA
This is a messenger RNA of Pantherophis guttatus, 1568 nucleotides long. It is a transcript of the gene ZCCHC4, whose product is annotated as zinc finger CCHC-type containing 4. NCBI's taxonomy places the organism in Eukaryota, Metazoa, Chordata, Lepidosauria, Squamata, Colubridae. Gene Ontology annotation, biological process: rRNA methylation. The record is from RefSeq and is a predicted model, not a curated record. Gene Ontology annotation, molecular function: zinc ion binding; rRNA (adenine-N6-)-methyltransferase activity; nucleic acid binding. Gene Ontology annotation, cellular component: nucleolus; cytoplasm.